Colletotrichum fioriniae is the source of this 792-nucleotide messenger RNA. The record is from RefSeq and is a predicted model, not a curated record. NCBI's taxonomy places the organism in Eukaryota, Fungi, Ascomycota, Sordariomycetes, Glomerellales, Glomerellaceae.
AUGCUCAGCAAAACUGUUGUCGCAGCCCUUCUGGGCCUCGUGUCUCUAACCAAUGCUGCUAAGAAAUGCCCCGUUGCCGACGUUUCCGCCAUUGCCCAUACUGGCACCCCGAUUGGCGAGGAGGUCAAGUACAAUGGGCUGACCCAAUAUGUCACCAAGCCGAGCACGCGUGGUAACAGAACUGUUGGAGUCCUGUACCUGACCGACGUUUUCGGAAUUCAGCUCGCGCAAAACAAGCUCCUGUCCGACAGUUUUGCUCGCGCGGGCUACAUCUCCGUCGCGCCGGACCUGUUCAACGGCAGCCCGGCCCCGAACGACAUCAACAUCCCCGGCUUCAACACGACGGCGUUCCUUGCGCAGCACGGACCCAACGUCACUGACCCGAUCAUCGCCAAUUCUAUCAAGUACCUGCGCGAGGAGCUCGGCGUGAGCAAGGUCGCCGUCACGGGAUACUGCUUCGGAGGCCGCUACUCGUUCCGCGUCCUCGCCGAGGGCAAGGGCGCUGACGUCGGUUUCGCCGCGCACCCCAGUCUUCUUACCGACGAGGAGAUUACGGCCAUCACUGGUCCCGCGAGUGUCGCCGCCGCCGAAACUGACAACCUCAUGACGCCCGCUCGUCGCGCCGAGGUCGAGGCUCUCCUCAGUGAGACUGGCCAGCCCUUCUCCCUCGCUGUGUAUGGUGGUACCUCGCACGGAUUUGGCGUUCGCGCCAACAUUUCGGACCCUAGACAGAAGUUCGGCAAGGAGGAGGCUUUCUUCCAAGCUGUUCGCUUCUUCGACACCUGGGCUUAA